UUAGUUUUCCAAAACAAAAUAUGUUAUUGAAAUUACAGACAAUAUAAUAUUAACUUUUAAAUUUAAUAAUAGCAUUUAAACUUCUAUAAUUUAAAUUCUUUAUUCACUUUCUAAAAUAAGAUCUGAAUCAAAACUAUACUUAAAAAUAUAUACUCAUUUUAGCAUAUAGAAGGGUGGUCAAACAAUGUAACAGGAACACAACACUUAAAGGUUUAAUCAAUUUUAAUGUUUUUGAAUUUUGAAUACCAAGAAUUUAUAAAAACCCAUGUUAGCUUCAAAACUCAUUUGUAUUUUUUACCUUAAAAUUUUACUUUAACCUUUCCCUCUUAGAGGACCCGGGGUGGUCCGUGAUCGACCACCCAUAACGCGUUAUCGGCAUUUGCUACACCGCCGCCGCACCAUGUAAAACGCGUGGUAAAGUUCACGCGUGCUCCACACAACGCGUUAACAUUUGAAAAGUGAACGUUUUUUUUGACCGUUUUUUUGACCGUUUGGGUUAAUUACAAGAAUUUUUUAUAUAAAUACCCCAUAUAUCUAAACAAACUCAAAAACCUUUCAACAAUUUUUACACCAAAAAUUCAAAAAACUCUCAAGUAUUUUCACACUCAUUUUUUACAAGAAAUAUGGAAGGUGGCGGUUCAAGCAAGAGAGGUGGUGGAUCGAAAAAAAGAGGUGGCGGUUCGGGUACGAAGAAAAUAAGGCCCAAGGUUCGAGCGAAUCUUGGUGAGCCCGAUCGAUUUAGGUUGCAAGACGAACCCGACCAAGUCCCACUCUUUCAAACCCAACAAUACCCACCCUUUCAAACCCAACAAUAUCCACCCUUUCAAUCGCAAACGUACCAUAACCAACCGUUCGUUCCACCGUUUCAACCUCACCAAUUUCAAUCGCAAACGUAUCAAACCCAACCCCACGCACUCGACCCACUACUAGAAGACAACACCCUCCUUCAUCAUUUUGCAAAAGCGUGGCAUGAACCACGUGAACCACAACAAAGUGUUGACGAGGACGAGGAAGAGGAAGAGGAAGAGGAAGAAGAAGCGGAGGAAGAGGAAGAGGAAGAAGAACAAAAUGUUGAGGUUCAAGAAAUCGUUCCAAUCGGCCGACAACCUUGGACGAGCGAGGAGGAGGUCUCGUUGACGAAGGCGUAUUUGCACAUCUCGGAGAGUAGGAAACACGGGAACGAGCAACGAAAGGAAGCGUUUUGGAGACGGGUUAUUAGUCAUUUUAUGAAACUUCCCGGUGCAAGGGUCCGAAACAUGGACAAAAUGACGUCGAAGUGGUCGGAUUUGAACCGAAAAAUGAGCCGGUUCAACGCUUGUUUCAUUCAAAAGAGCCGAAACCCACAAAGUGGAGCGAGCGAGGCGACGAUCAUGCAACAAGCCACCGAAAUGUAUUGCACAACGUACCAUAAGAGAACUUUUCCACACGUUGCGGCAUGGCAAGUUGCGAGACAUCACCCGAAGUGGGUCCCCGUUGAGUUGGUUGACACGCAUGGUCCUACGGCUCCAAAAAAUCGAGGCGGUUCGAAAAGAACAAAGACAUCCGAUUCGGGGAACUACACGACUUCCGCGUCGGAUAACUUGCCCCAAAUGAACUUAAACGACGAGCCUCUAGACGAACCCCUUGACGAGCCCGUUGAGGAAGAUACACCCACAAGGCCACGACGCAGACGAGGUGGUGAUUCGUCAAGCAAAGGGAAGGAGGCGGUGGCGGAGUCGAUCUUUAGAAUCGAAGAGGAGAAAAUGACCCAAUACAAGAUGGCCGAACAAAGAAAAGAAACAAUGAUGACCCUAAAAGUUGAACGGGAGCAGGCGUACAAGGAACACUUGAAAACGAUCGAAAGACAAAAUGAUUUAAAAAUCUUGUGUGAAAAACACGCCCAUCUCGACGAACCGUUCAAGUCAAUUGUCAUCGAACAAAAGCGCGCGAUUUGCGCAAAGUGGGGUUGGGAGAUGCCAUCGGUUUAGUUGUUUUUUUUUUAAAUCGGUUUAGUUGUUUUUUUUUAUUUGGUUAUGUAAUUUUUUUUAAAGUUUAAUGAAAUUUAUAAUUUAGUGUUU
Messenger RNA from Helianthus annuus (common sunflower), 2057 nucleotides. RefSeq names its product histone H3.v1-like. Lineage: Eukaryota; Viridiplantae; Streptophyta; Magnoliopsida; Asterales; Asteraceae. The transcript is spliced from 2 exons. The record is from RefSeq and is a predicted model, not a curated record. The coding region runs from base 624 to 1967 and encodes 447 amino acids.